CAACGGUCGAUUCUCAAAAUUCGAACGUCAACUCCUGAAAAGAGUCGAUGAGGCUGACUGAGAUGAAAGUUGAUUAUUGUACUGCCUAAUUCAAGUCACUAACUUUGUGAAAGAUCGAUAUUCUCAUGCUGGUAAGCUUAAUUUCUCGCCGACUUUCGAAUAUGAAGCCCGACUACGGCUGCUUAUGAUAGCUUGUUGGAUUGACCGAAGUUAACGUUGAACAUCCUGCUAAUCCAGCUAGCACACUAGCUUGCUCGGUUAUUUUGCUGAAGUUUAGCAUUAUGCUGUGCUGACGAUACACUGGAUGUCGAGGAAAAAAACUUUUUACUGAUCAAAGAUUCCUAGCCAUGGUGAAAGAACGUGCCCAGAAGAAGUCCUUCCAGCAGAGUCUGGAGGACAUCAAGGAGAAAAUGAAGGAGAAGAGAAACAAACGGCUGGCCAGCGCCUCAGCUCCCAGUAGAGGACGGACCAGAAUGAUAAACAAAAGCAGUGUGGCUAACUCCACGCACACUAUCCUGAAAGGUAUCCAGCUGAACAACAAGACACUGGCUGUAGCUUUGCAAACUGAAAAGGAGAAAGUGAGGCAGGCUAAUGCAGUGAUCCUGCAGCUAAAAAGGGAGCAGCAGGCCCUGUUCCUUCAUCUGCUUCUGCUCAAGAGAAAGCUUAAAGAGCAGGAAGCUCUGGCAGCCAGUGCUUCAGAGGUACACCUGGUGCCCCAGCACCGUGUAGAUGUGGCAAGAAGGAAGCGGACCAGCCAGAACCUUGAUGAGCCUUUUGUGUGUCAAGCCUCACCAGUUUGUGCUGACCCUCAGCCCUCUGAAAAGAAUGAUCAAUCUGAAUAUAACGAAAAGGUUACCUUGCCAUCUACAGUGGGUGUGAGGCGUCGCCAUGCAGACAGAAGAAGCAGGAGACGGUCUGAGCGUGUGCGAGAAAAGACGUUGAGUGAGAGGGACCCCGUUACAGGCCUGGGUGCUUUAAUAGCAAGUCCUAUUAGCGGUGAUGAUGGAAAUCUGAAUCAGCCACAGCAAGGAGCUGAACUGGAUUUCAUAGACCACAAUGACACUGAGGAGAUUCAGCAUUCUACCCCUGAACCUGUCUUACCCAAAAAAACCAACCAGCAGCGACCCAGCAAGAAACGAGGCCUGCAGCAGCCACGCACCAAACCAGAACCGGCUGCACGGAAACCAGAGAGAGGUCGCAAACCAGAGCGUGGCCCUUUAAAGAAACCUUGGGAGAAUCCAAAACCUAGAGCCCGCUCCAAGAGUCGGGACCGGUCAGCCACACGGGCCAAAACUGCACCUCCAUCACAAGGGAAUAAGCUCAACACCUCACUGGGAUUUAAUGACACCUUUGACUUUGACUGUGAAGAGACGGUUCACGUCACGCCAUUCAGGGCCAAGACAGAGGACAAUCAGCCAGAUACGCCCAUCAGCCAAGGAAAAGACCAACCCCAGACCGAAACUUUACCUGUGGUUUCCAAGCAGAAUGAAUCCAGCUCAUCAUCACCAUCUUCUGAGUCGGAGGACAGCCUUUAUGUCCCUCAGAAGACCAGACGGAGACAGACUUCCCCUAACAAGACAAAAGUGAUCACCACCCGUAGAGGUCGGCCCUCUAAAGUCAUCAGACAGAAAGAUGUCCCUCCAAAGAAGGAGAUCUCUGUCUUUAUAGAGGAGUCAAGUCCUAAAGCUGUAGAGCCCGAUAAGGAAGAAGCUCAUCUUCAUCACUCGCCUGACUUGAGCUUUUCUAACAGCCCUGAGCCAGCGAGACUGGAACAGGAACGUGACCAACAGCCUUGCACAGGAGGUGAUGAGAGGGACUGUUUGCCUCCUGUCAGCCCUCUGGUUGAAGCAGAGAUGAUGAGAAUAGACAGCGUCCUGUCCAAUUUUGGAGAUUCUUCUGGUGAGGGUCCUCCUCUUGCACCCCACCAAACACCCCAGAGGGUCAAGUCAUGCAAAAAGCGUGGGCUUGGUGUAAGGACAGCGGGGCGGGGCUUGAGUCUGUGUGAUGUGACCAAUCUGUCCCCUGCAGCCUAUCGCAAGUUCUCCUGUGGUGGCUCGCGCCCCUCUGAUGCCAGAUGCUCCACUCCUGUUCCUGCUCGCAAGCGGCGCUGCACCAUGGUGGUGGACUACAAGGAACCCACGCUAAAUGCGAAACUUCGACGGGGAGACAAGUUCACAGACUUGCAGUUUCUCCGCUCUCCUAUUUUCAAGCAGAAGUCUGGCAGGAGGAAUUCUGUGCAGAAAUCAAGGAAUUCCGUGAGCAGCCAGCAGCCAUUUAAGAAGUACAAUGAGUCAUUUGUUGGAUGUCGCUGAAAGCAGCUACCUUGUUUGUCCUCUCUAAACCCUGACUGUUGGCUGGCAUUCUCAGUUUUACUGAGAUUUCUUAUGAGUUUAGUCAAGUGAUACUUUUUUCUUCCAGUCUCAAAGUUGCAUUUCUUUAUGCAAAGAACUGUGAUCAGUUUUAGAUGCUAUUUAUGUGACUUUGCUUGCUGCUUAUUUUGCAGAGGUUUGGUCUUCUCUCCUCUUUUUUGCCUUAUCUCUAGGUAAAUGUAGUAAUAGCUGUCAUAUGAGCGUGGCCAGAUUUUCCAAUCCGUCUUUCUUAGGUUCUGUGUUUUUAUUAAGAGAUCCCCAGUAUGAGUACAUAUUAUUGUCAUCUAAUAAACUACAAUUUAUAUCUUUUUCUUUAA
Molecule: messenger RNA, 2686 nt
Organism: Scatophagus argus
Lineage: Eukaryota; Metazoa; Chordata; Actinopteri; Scatophagidae
Gene: sgo1
Product: shugoshin 1
Exons: 8
Coding region: 348-2312 (654 amino acids)
Biological process (GO): meiotic chromosome segregation
Cellular component (GO): nucleus; chromosome, centromeric region
Source: RefSeq, a predicted model, not a curated record